This is a messenger RNA of Ficedula albicollis (Collared flycatcher), 4304 nucleotides long. RefSeq names its product interleukin 1 receptor associated kinase 2 (gene IRAK2). Gene Ontology annotation, molecular function: protein binding; protein kinase activity; ATP binding. The coding region runs from base 129 to 2297 and encodes 722 amino acids. The record is from RefSeq and is a predicted model, not a curated record. Gene Ontology annotation, cellular component: plasma membrane. Gene Ontology annotation, biological process: protein phosphorylation; signal transduction. Lineage: Eukaryota; Metazoa; Chordata; Aves; Passeriformes; Muscicapidae. The transcript has 13 exons.
CCGGGCGCCGCCCGUGAGGGCCCGGGAAGAGGAAGCUCUGGGGAAAGAGCAGAGGGCGGUGACGGUCGCUGCCCGUGGCCGGUGGCGGUCGCUGCUGAUGGCCGUGGGCACACGGGCUGUCCGGAGCCAUGGCCCUGCAGCCGCCGCCUCUCGCACUCAGGGCGGGCUCGCCCCCGGCGCUCUACAUCCACAGCAUGCCCGCCUGGGUGCUGGAGGACUUCUGCCAGAAGAUGGACUGCUUGAGCGACUACGACUGGAUGCGAUUCGCCUCCUAUGUGAUCACUGAUCAGACAGAGCUACGGAAAAUCAAGUGCAUGGAGAAGACAGGGAUCAGCAUCACGAGGGAGCUGAUGUGGUGGUGGGGAGUGAGGCUGGCGACGGUGCAGCAGCUGCUGGACCUGCUGCAGGGGCUGCAGCUUUACCGAGCAGCUCAGGUCAUCCUGGACUGGACAUCAGCCUCUGACAUCAGCAGCUCUGAGAAAGAAGAGCCACAGCCACUCAAACAGAUCAUAUCUGCACUUCCCACGGAAGGCAAAAGGAGAGAGAAGGAAAAUGCCAUAAGUUUGUUGCCAUCCCCAGACUCCUCACACCUGGGAGCACUCCCAGCAGGCAUUUCAGGUGCUGUUUCUGGAGGAGCCUUGUAUUCCCUCCCUGCUCCACCACCUCCCCCAAGAGACCUUUUGAAUUCCCUACAGUCCAAUCCUCCUGUUUUAUCCAGUGUGAAGCCUUGCAGCUCUGCUACUCCUCGGCAGGAGACGAUGGCUGAUCUCCCCAGCGGGAGUCUCCUGUGGACCCAGAGGGAAAUUGCUAAUGCCACAAACAGCUUCAGUGACAAGAACAGAAUCUGUGAAGGCACUUUUGCAGACGUCUACAAAGGUCAGAGGAACAACAUGGUGUUUGUCAUCAAACGACUCAAAGAGCUGGAAUGCACAAGCCCAAAUUCCACCCAGAGGUUCUUCCAUACAGAAGUGCAGAUUUGCUUUCGGUGUUGUCACAUAAACAUUCUGCAGCUGCUGGGGUUCUCAGUGGAAACUGGAUUGCACUGUCUGAUAUAUCCAUACUUGCCCAAUGGCUCCCUGCAAAACAAGCUUCAGUGCCAGGAUGAUUCUGCUCCACUGACCUGGGAGAUGCGAAUUAGCAUUUCUAUAGGAAUUGUCAAAGCAGUGGAGUAUUUGCAUAAUUUUGGAAUUCUUCAUGGGAAUAUCAAGAGUUCAAAUGUCUUGUUAGAUGAAAACUUUACACCAAAGCUUGGGCAUUCUGGCCUGCGUUUGCAUUCCUCUGAUAAAAAAACAGAAUAUGCCAUGAUGAAAACCAAAGUCCUACAAGCUUCUCUUACUUACCUGCCAGAAGAUUUCGUCAGACAUGGGCAGUUAACAGAAAAAGUGGAUCUGUUCAGCUGUGGUGUGGUUUUAGCAGAGAUACUGACUGGGAUUAAGGCACUGGAUGAAGACAGGCACCCAAUUUACCUGAAAGAUAUGAUUGCUGAUGAAAUUCAAAUAGCAAAAGAAAGCUCAGACUCCAAAGGAAAAAAUUUGGAAAAACUGGCUGCCAAGGAAAUCUGCUGCAAAUACCUAGACAAAAAAGCAGGGCACUUGCUGGAAGAGGUGGCUGUUGAUUUUGCAACAUCUAUCUGCCUUUGCCUGAAAAAGAAGAACUCGAACAUAGCAGAGGUACUUGAAAUUAUGGAAACGGCUGAAAACAAAUUGAAAGGGCAUUACAUCUGUGGAAGCAGCACUUCUGGAUUCUCCAUGAACACUCCAGAAGAAACUGAUGACGAGACAGCCAGUCUGAGCGUGGACAUGCCCUGUGCAGUGGGCAGUAGAGAGCAGGGCAGCCCCGCAGCAGCCCUGAGCAGUGGCAGCCCCUGCGUGCCUGUGGUGGCAGCUCCCGACACCCGUGGCCUCUACGUGUCCCGCAUCCCUUGCGAGUCAGAUGAGUCCAGCAGCUUCCCCUGGAAUCCCCCAGAAAAACCCACUGAGGGCUUCCCUGGCCCCAGCAGUGGCAGUGCAGAGAAGGUGCCAGCCUGUGGUGACAGGGUGAAAGAGGGAAAGGCUGCAGCUCUGCAGGAGAGGAGCCUGGCGUGCACCACGGGCGAGGGCAGCCUGGAGACAGCAGCUGCUGCUCAGGGCACCUGUCCACAGGAGAGCACAGACCUGGACUCCUCCUGUGCUCCACAAGCCAUAGCCAGAGAGACAUCUUGGAAUAUACAGAUAAAUGAUCAAAAAAAGAAGCUCAUGGAAAAUAUUUUGCUGUAUGAAGAAGACAAGUUAAAUAGUUCUGAACUUUUUGAAUCAUAAAUUGGAUGGAUUUAUGAGCAGUGGCCAGCCCAGAAGAACUAAGGGGUGGCUCCUCAUUACAUAGGUGGUAAAAUCGUACCUUUCACGUAAGAUUGGGUAGCAGAUUUGGAUCAGGAACAUUAGCCCCGACUGAAGGAAACAAGAAGUACCACAUGGAGAAGCACCAGAAAAUACCUGCUGUGUAGCAGAUUAAAGCACAGUCCCAGUCUGCACACAGAAGUGCCUCCUGCCUGUUCAUCUGCAGUGUGAAAAGGAAUGGCAAACACGAGUGCCAAAGCAGUCUGUGAUUCAUCUGCAGUGUGUUUCAGGAAACAUCUGUUGGUGUCGUUCAGCCGCAGUCCCAGGAGCUGCAGAGCAAACACUGGCCACUGGCCAGGCAGCAGCAGCAGCACCUGUUUUCCCACCGUGCCCAGCAGGCAGGAAUCCUCAGUCCUUGGAGGGGUUUUCCAGUGACCCUCCCACUCCAAGUAAUCUUAGUCACAAGCCACUGCAUUAGCAGGGAGGGGGAUGUUUACGCAGGUUCUCAGAGUGUCGUACAUGGCUUCAUCUCAGUUUGGGCUGCACUGGCCCCAGGUGUAAGUAAAUAACUUCAGCCACUUUCCUCUGCCCUCUGAGCUUCUCUCCCACAUACACAUGUGACACCACAUGUCCAACCUUUCAGUUCACUGCUGGGAGCUCUAAGACCAUGUUUAAUACUUCAUAGGAGUAUUUUUGGGAAUUAUUUUUUUCUGAGUGUCCUUUACAUGGUAAUGUUUCUCACUGUGUUUCACAUGGUAACUGUUGUAUAUUGUGGAUUAGGGAAAAUAUUUUAAUUUAAAAUAGCUUUGAUUUUUUAAUAGGACACUUGAAACAUAAUUUGUUGUAUUUAUUUUGGCAACAGGUCAAAUAUAAGCUAAUUGGGGGACUUGAUGGUUCCACACUCACCAGGCAUUCUCAGAGGAAUCCUUGUGGGUGUCCCUUGGUUCAUCCAGCAGGAGCCUUGGUGUCAGGCCCAGGGAUCACAUGCAAGAGAAAAAACAGAAACUUGUAUGCUGGUGUAUUUAUGAUCAAGUUAAGCCCCCUUAAGAAAGUAUCACUUUUGUUUCUAUGAUAUUUAUUGUUUGUACUAUUGCUAGCAUAUUCCAUUUGUGUGCAGUGUAGGGAAAACCAGGUUUAUUAUCAGAGAAUUGCCAGAGUAUGUAGCUGAGGUUACAGACAGGUGAGCUCCCUCCUGAGCAAAGGGAACAGGGCCUGACGUGCAGAAAUGGCUGCAAUUCACAGUGCAGUUCAGGGAACAAAAAUAAAAUUAAUUAUAUGCAAUUGUUUUCAGUGGAAUUGUGUACUAGUAUGUAUUCCUAGCUUUACACAAAGGCCUCACACCUUCUAUUUUUGUACAGUACCUAGUUCAUUGUAUGUAUUGUUAUAAGCAAAUUGUUCUCUACACUAAAAACUGGUGAAAUUCUUUAAUUAUAAGUGCCUUGGAUACUUUGUAUUUACCAGAGUCAGAUUUUUUUUUAUUUUACCAGAAUCAAACCAAGAUUAGUACUGACAUGAGAAACGUUGUAUACUCAGAUUGGUCAAUAACUGCUUAAUUCUACAGUAGAUUUAAUCAAGAUAACUUUAUGGCGCUGAAAAUGUAACAUUCAUUGUUUUUCACGGGUGUAUUCUGGGGUUCCCAUGGUAAAAUCCUCCUGUGUUUUCCAGAAAGGAAUGGACACGGACACACUGCAGAGCUGAGUGGGAAACCCGAGUUUUGAACUCAGAAAUGCAGUUUGUGCACAGUUCUGUUUCACAAAAGUGCUUUAGAGAUUUUUUUCUCAUGUAGUCACCAAAUGGAAUUGUUAUUCUUUGUCUUGUGCCCUGACAGCUUUAAAUAUUCGGAGGUGAUUUCGGUAGUCUUACAGAGUUACCUAAAUAUUUAGUAUGACAUACAUAAGACACUGUGUGGUCUUGCAUUAACACCGUUAUGUAACUUGGCAGUUCAGAAUCCAGUUAUACGUUAUCAUUUACUAAUAGCUUUGUGAAUAA